AUUGAGAUUGAAAAAGAAAUUGUUUAAAAAUCCCACAAAAAAAGAAAAUAUGAAUGAAAAAUCCCAUGAAAAGUGAAAAAUUGAAGAAAGCAAAAGAAAAAAAAAUUAAAGGAAAAAAUACCUAUAUGGGGUCGAAAAAGGCACUCUAACUUAAGUGACUGACUGUCUGACACACACACACACAAACACGAAGAUGAAGAAGGACACCAGAAAACCAGACCAGGGGAUUAUGAAAGUCAAAGUUGGUGCUGCUGCUGGUGUCCUCUCAGUGGCAGGAUAAUGUGAAGAGAAGAGAUUUUUUUUUUUUUUUGGUUUGGUUUCUGAGGGGUCUUUAAAAAAACGAAGUCGAAAAAUAACGAUACAGCAACAACAGUAAAAACUUCUUCUCCGCCAAUGGCCAAAGCAAAGCAAGCAGCCAACCAAACAAAACUUAAAACAAACUUACAUAUCCCCAUGUACACAUACGCGCUCCCCACUCACUCAAACACACACACACACAUACAUACACUCAGGCACACGGCCACACAUGUACAAACACGCAUUGCCAAACAAGUGUAAUGAAAAUUCCAAGUGCGAAUAGCUGCUGCUGCUAAUUGGGAAAAAUAUUUACACGAAAAAUUUUCCAACAAGAAUUUGCUGGUGAGCAGAGCACAGCACGGUCAUCCAUUUUAAUUAAAACAUUCGGCGAAAAAAAUAAUAAAAAAAGAAAAUGUUAUACAAGUGUUUGUGUGUAUUGGUAUGUUUAUUGUUUACAGGUUUUUUUGGAAUUUUGUUAGCUUAGUUUUUGACAAAAACAAGCAGCAGUAACAGCAACAACAACAAGAAAAAAAUAUAAAUAAUUGCAAACAAACGAGAAAAAGGAACAACAAACAACAAGUGCAGAGUAUUUUCAACGGUCACUGUGACGUUUGUAUAGCUUAGCAAAAUACAUUUUCUAUACACCAACACAGAACACACAUACAUAGUAGAUAUAUAGACACGUACAAGGAGAAUCAUAUUUGCUUUCCUUGUUUUUGCCUUGGAAGAAAAAAGAAAGUUUUGGCGAAUUGUCAUAGGAAAGGAAAGAAGAAGAAGCGUUGCUUUGCCCCUGCAUCAAAGGACUGGCAACGGGAGAAGUAACACAAACACAAACACAAACGAAAACCAAAAGCCUUGAGGCGAUCAAAGUUAAAGGAAAACGUAUAUUUUAAAAGUUCAAAACGCAUAUAACGAAUUAAGUGAAAAUACACCAAAAAAAAAGGAGAUACAAACCCCGAAUCGAAUCGAACCGAAACAAAGGAAACAAAGCUUUAAAACAAGAAGAAGAAGAAGAAAAAACACACACACAUAUACCCCGCAGCCAAAAGCAAGAGCAAGCAAGCAAGCAACCAGCCAGCCCUUAAUUUUGGAACGUGAAAUAAAAAAGUAUUAUUUUUCAUAACUAAUUUAUUGGCUGGAAUCCUCCCUUUAAACGGCGAGCGGAAGAAUAAGCAAAGUAUUUUAAGAAAAUCACCAGCAUCGUCAUCAUCAUCAGCAUCGCCAUCCUUCUUCUUUAGGCCAUAAACAAAACAGCAGCGACGACAUGUCUUCACCAGCCACCCAACAUCCACCAUCAACACAGCAGCAACAGAAAACUUCAGCGGCAACCAGCAGCGGCAACAACAACAUACAUGACAAACAAACAGCCGUAAAUUCAAACAAAGCCGCAGCCUCAGCAGCUGGCAGCGGAGGCGGCGGCGGUGGUGGUGGCACCACACAAACCGGCAACAAUGUCCAUGACAGCCCCAUCAAGAAGCCGCCAUUGAAUACCAAAGAUCGCGUCAUUGACAGUGUCCCCUUUCCGCCAAGUCGCAAGCUAACCUCAGCCGACAUCUUCGAUCCGCGGACCGGCAAACCCCAUCACGAUGUGCUCAAGCAACACUUCAUUUUGGAGGGGCGCAUCGAGGAGGAUGCCGCCUUGCGAAUUAUACGCGACGGUGCCGCCUUACUGAGACAGGAGAAGACCAUGAUCGACAUUGAGGCCCCGGUCACGGUGUGCGGCGACAUCCAUGGCCAGUUCUAUGAUCUGAUGAAGCUGUUCGAAAUUGGCGGCUCGCCGGCCACCACAAAAUACCUGUUCUUGGGCGAUUAUGUGGACCGAGGCUAUUUCAGCAUUGAGUGUGUUCUCUAUCUGUGGUCGCUGAAGAUCACCUAUCCCACAACUUUGUUUUUGCUGCGCGGCAACCACGAGUGCCGCCACUUAACCGAAUACUUCACAUUCAAACAGGAGUGCAAGAUGAAAUACUCGGAACGAGUAUACGAUGCCUGUAUGGAAGCAUUUGAUUGUUUGCCGCUGGCGGCUCUCAUGAACCAACAGUUCCUUUGUGUCCAUGGCGGGUUGUCGCCAGAGAUCCAUGAACUCGAUGACAUACGCCGCUUGGAUCGUUUCAAGGAGCCCCCAGCCUUCGGACCCAUGUGCGAUCUGCUGUGGUCCGAUCCGCUGGAGGAUUUCGGCAACGAGAAGAAUUCCGAUUUCUAUACGCACAACUCGGUGAGGGGCUGUUCAUAUUUCUAUAGCUAUGCGGCUUGCUGUGACUUUCUCCAGAACAACAAUCUGCUGUCGAUAAUACGGGCCCACGAGGCGCAGGACGCCGGCUAUCGUAUGUAUCGCAAAUCGCAGACGACAGGAUUUCCAUCGCUCAUCACCAUCUUCUCGGCGCCCAACUAUUUGGAUGUGUACAACAACAAGGCGGCGGUCUUGAAGUACGAGAACAAUGUCAUGAACAUCCGCCAAUUCAAUUGUUCGCCCCAUCCCUAUUGGCUUCCGAAUUUCAUGGAUGUCUUCACCUGGUCGUUGCCGUUCGUGGGCGAGAAGGUGACAGAGAUGCUGAUGAAUGUCUUGAAUAUCUGUUCGGACGAUGAGUUGAUGAGCGAACAGGAUGAGCCCUGCUCGGAUGAUGAGGCUGCGGCCCGCAAAGAGGUCAUACGCAAUAAGAUCCGGGCCAUUGGUAAAAUGGCGCGUGUCUUCUCCGUGUUGCGUGAGGAAUCCGAAUCUGUGCUACAGCUUAAGGGUCUGACGCCCACUGGAGCCCUGCCCCUGGGAGCCUUGUCGGGUGGCAAGAAAUCGCUGACGAAUGCCAUGCAGGGCUUCUCGCCAAAUCACAAAAUCGCCUCAUUCGCCGAAGCCAAAGGUUUGGAUGCGGUCAAUGAACGUAUGCCGCCACGGCGUGAUGCCUCGCCGUCACCGGCCGAGGAGGAUCAUCAAAAGACAUUGUCUCAACAGGCAGCCGAAGCGGCAAAUGCCUUAGCCAGUUCCAAUGCGAAUUCAAUCAAUGGAUAAUUCUAAGUCACCAAUCAGCAAAAAACCAAACCAACAACCAUACACACACACCCCCCCAAACCUACUCUAAAGUCAGUCACUUAAACAUGCGAAAAAGAAAUUGGAAAAAGAAGUAAUAAAAGAACAACAAGAAGAGAAUAUGGAAGGAAGGCUUUACUAUAACAACAACUACAUCUCGUCAAAAAGUUUUGCAACUAUCACUACUCUCGCUGUCUCUCUCUCUCGCUCGCUUCACAUUUUCAUUCUACAAUCGUACUACCUAUGUAUCUAUUCUAUUUACCGAUCUGUCGGAACUGUUUUCCCCAUCUAUCCAUUUCCCUCCUUGGUUUUGAGUACCCCUCUUCGAAUGCUAAGCUGAGAUUGCAAAACACUCUCUGACUUCCAAUCAGUUCAUAUGAUGUACUUAAACUCUCUACCGGGUCUCUCACUCUCUCUCGCCCUACAGUUGUCUGCAUCAUCGUAAGUGUUGUGAAAGGAGCAUGAAAUAUGCAAGCCGAAAAACAACAACAACCAAAAAAAAAAACAACAAAAGCAACCACAAUAGCAGCAGCAACUGUAAUGCAAAUUAAGAUAAAAGAAGUAAUUACUUAAUAAUUUUUAGCAUAUAUCAAAAGAAAAUAUAUAAUAAAAAAAACAACAACAGCAGAAUACAUUUAAAUUAAUUUUUAAAAUUUUUUCGAAAGAAUUUUUUCCAAAACCACACAAAAAAUAAAAACCGAAAAAGAAAAAUCAUACCAGAAAUAAAAUCACAUUUAUGAAGUUAAAUAAAUUACAAACCAAAAGAAAAAGAAACAAACAAAGAUGAAAUAAAUAAAUAAAAAAUAAGCAAAAAACAACAACAACACACUAUUUAUUAUUAAUAAUGAUAA
Messenger RNA from Musca domestica (house fly), 4167 nucleotides. RefSeq names its product serine/threonine-protein phosphatase 2B catalytic subunit 3. Gene Ontology annotation, cellular component: calcineurin complex; cytoplasm. Gene Ontology annotation, biological process: calcineurin-mediated signaling. The coding region runs from base 1562 to 3298 and encodes 578 amino acids. NCBI's taxonomy places the organism in Eukaryota, Metazoa, Arthropoda, Insecta, Diptera, Muscidae. Gene Ontology annotation, molecular function: calmodulin binding; calmodulin-dependent protein phosphatase activity. The record is from RefSeq and is a predicted model, not a curated record. The transcript is spliced from 3 exons.